GUGGCAGAAGGACAGUAUCUGCUGUUUUUCAUUCCCAGUUGGACAUAAUAGGUUCAUAUUUUACCCAUCAGGCUGUGCAGAUGGAAAGGGGCAUGUCUGUGUCUCUGUGGUGCGAAGAGGUCGAGGAUGACCAGAGUCAGGUGCAGGGCCAGGGCCCCAACAGAGGCUCGUCUCAGCUGCGAGCCGCCUGGGACCCCACAGUGUCGGGGCACCGUGUGAUCCUCAGGCUGCUUCACGUGGAGGAGAGGUACAUGCCCUCCAUGCUCUACAUCACCCUCAUCCAGAGGGAUCCAGAACGCAGGGAGGAGCUCGCCAAGUGGGCCAUGGAGGUGUGCUGUGAGAUCGGUUCUGAUGAGACAGUGUUUCCUCUGUCUGUCUCUCUGAUGGACCGCUUCCUGUCUGCCACUCUGUCUGUGCCAGUCUCACCGUACUGCCUGGCCGCCGGCUGCAUCCUCAUCGCAUCCAAACUCACAGAGUGCGACAACAUCACUGCAGACACUCUGUGUGCCGCAGCCGAUUACAGCUUCCUGCCCUCGACCCUGCGGGAAAUGGAGCGAGUCAUCCUGGCCACUCUGCGGUGGGACACAGCAGCGGUGACCCCUCAAGACUUCCUCCCACAUUUCCUGGCCUCAGUGGAGCAGAGAGGCGAUGGGGACGGCGCUGAGUCUUCGGAGGAGCGGUUGUCCACCCUGCGGCGGCACAGUGACACACUGGCGGCCAUGUGUGUCUGUGACUCCCGGUUCCUGGGAGCACCUCCAUCACUUGUUGCUGCAGCAUCCCUCAACUGUGCACUGCGAGGCCUGGGCAACCAGGGGCCCUCUCAGCUGGCUCACAUGAGUGAAGAGCUGGCAGAGCUGUGCCAGACUGAGCUGGCAGUGCUGCAGUGCUACAGUGACAUGAUAGAGUACGGCCUCCGCCAGCGGCUGAGGAGUGGGCUUCAGCAGGGCCCCACAGAGAAAGAGACGGAGGUGGAGGAGGAGGUGGAGGAGGAUGAGCGGGCCGGGACACCCACUGACAUGAGAGAGAUUGAUUUCUAAACACUGAAUCGGCUGAUGCAGCGCAUGUGUAAAUCAA
Platichthys flesus (European flounder) is the source of this 1074-nucleotide messenger RNA. It is a transcript of the gene ccndx, whose product is annotated as cyclin Dx. The coding region runs from base 81 to 1037 and encodes 318 amino acids. The transcript has 4 exons. The record is from RefSeq and is a predicted model, not a curated record. Gene Ontology annotation, cellular component: cytoplasm; cyclin-dependent protein kinase holoenzyme complex; nucleus. Lineage: Eukaryota; Metazoa; Chordata; Actinopteri; Pleuronectiformes; Pleuronectidae. Gene Ontology annotation, biological process: mitotic cell cycle phase transition; regulation of cyclin-dependent protein serine/threonine kinase activity; positive regulation of G1/S transition of mitotic cell cycle. Gene Ontology annotation, molecular function: cyclin-dependent protein serine/threonine kinase regulator activity.